CAAUAGAGCUGCCAGCCGCUCCCGCAAAAAUAUACUCCAGGCCGUAAAUUUUCGUGUUUUGCUCUCCUUCUAUCCCCUUCUUUCCCCGUGCCCACACCUCCCAAGUCCUCCACGUCGUCAUCGCCACGCAACCCGCUCCGCCUCGUGCUCCUCACUUCUUUCAACAAUUGUCGUCGGAACACCUGGCAUCUUUUAGCCCGCUCUAAUUCCUACUUCGCUCGACUCUUGUGGUUGCUGCUGCUAGCUGUUGCCUAGGCCUCCAAAAGCUCCCGGCUGCCCCUGUCCUCUCUACGGCUACAAGAAAGCUGCGUCCAGAGCUCUCCUCACCACAACAACUCAGCGACCUCAUUCGCAAUAAUGCCUGCUCCUCCUGAUGCCAGCAAGCCUCUCCAGGAGCGCCUCCUGGAACUUGCCAAGACCUUGCAGUUUGCUUGGUUCGCCGGCCACCUUACCCUCAUCCUCACCACGCUCCGAUACAGCUUGUCCUGGAUCCGCAUGAACUACUAUGGCACCAUGGCUCAGUUCUGCUACCACACCACCUUCUUCGCCGCCGCCCUGACAUACGGAAUUGUCGUUUACAAGACCCAAAAGGCUCGCGCCAAGACCGGUGCUCAGCCCGCGUCCAUUCUGUCUACGCUCUCUGACGAGAACGUCCAGUACCUGUUCAUGGCUAUUGUCUGGCUCACCUUCCCUCAGUACCCUAUCGCCCUCCUCCCGUACUGCGUCUACUCCGUCUUCCACGUCGCCACUUACACCCGCGCCAACCUGAUUCCCGUCAUCACGCCUCCUCCUCCCGCCGCCGAUGCCUCAUCUCCUCGCCCCAAGGUCAACAGCCCUCUUGCCGACCGAAUUGGCGCCUUCGUUAAGGAGUACUACGACUCGUCCAUGUCCAUUGUCGCCGGCCUCGAGAUCCUCAUCUGGGUCCGUGUUGUCCUCUCCGCCAUCCUCUUCCAGCGCCGAUCUUGGAUUCUGCUCGUCUUCUACACUGCCUUCCUCCGCGCUCGCUACUCUCAGAGCUCCCACGUUCAGGCCGCCUUCGGUCAGCUUAACGCCCGUGUCGAGUCUCUCGUUGGAGCUCAGGGUACCCCUCCCGUUGCCCGCCAGAUCUGGGAUGGCGUUCGCAGCACCGCUAAGAGCUUCUACGAGGCCACUGAUAUCAACCGAUAUGUCGGUGGUGCCCCUGCCGCCAAGAAGUCCUCAUAAACAGCUUAUACGGAAGUUGAGGCUGAACACGACGCAACUGUGAUGACAACAAUUUUUUGCUGUCGUUACACAUUGCCUCUACAUCCUUGACAAGACUACGAAAUGAGGUACUUGGACCUUUGGAAAUGACUAUGUGAAAUGCUAUCGGUUUUGUUUUCGAUUCUUUUGAAGUCGCUGCAUCGCAAGCAACCUGCAGGUACUAGAAGCUAGACUCGCUGGUCUACUGCAGCUUUGCGACAGCGAUACGGCUUAUGGAGUAAUGGCACCAUGAAAAUUAAGAAGAAAAGAGUAGACUGGAUGGGAACCUCGGUGGUUAUGCACCGCGCUUGAAGGAUUAGCUCUCUUGUAUUCAAACGAGUGUUGGGGGCUAAGUUGAUUGUAAUGUUUCCUCUACCUGUACUGAAUUACGAAAUUAAAAAUUUUCAACUAUUUCUCUCAAUAAUCUUGGUAAAAACAAAAUACACUUUAGUUCAGAUUG
This is a messenger RNA of [Torrubiella] hemipterigena, 1681 nucleotides long. Lineage: Eukaryota; Fungi; Ascomycota; Sordariomycetes; Hypocreales; Clavicipitaceae. The record is from the annotation of a GenBank genome assembly.